AUGAAGUUCAGCUUGAAACGCCUUUUAUUGGCGGCUCUGCCUAUUGCUGGUGUUUCGGCUUUGGGUGGAAAUCAGACCGUCGGGUUUGAAUCUCAGACUGGUUCUCUGCGAUUAGCAGGUGCUGGGUUCAAGGGAGAGAUUCUUUUGGAUGGAAGCGAGUUCUGGGGUGUAUUAAGAACUGCUGUUGAUUUGGCGGGUGAUUUCGGGAAAGUUACUGGUACUAAUUUAACGGUCCAGAUUCAAAAUGCUAACGAAAAGACUGGUAAAUAUGAAUACGCAGUUCCUGUCAGUGAUCAGGAAUAUAAAGUUUCUGAAGAACCUGCUGUAAUUGAGGCUCAUGGGUUCGAAACUUCCGGUGCUUCUGCUAAUACUGUCAUUAUUGCUGGUACAAUUGGCAAGUCCAAGAUCAUAGAUCAAUUGAUCUCGUCUGGUAAGAUCGAUGUCUCUCAAGUCCAAGGCAAAUGGGAGGCUUAUGUUUCAGUUUUGGUGGAUUCUCCUCUUCCCAAUGUUCCUAAAGCUUUGGUCAUUGCUGGAAGUGAUAAACGUGGUACUACGUUUGGUUUGUACGAUAUUUCUGAACAAAUUGGAGUAUCUCCAUUCUAUUACUGGGGAGACGUUCCUCCACAGAGCCAUAGCGACAUCUUUGCAUUGAACACAGUUAAGAACCAGGGUUCCCCUUCUAUCAAAUACCGUGGUUUGUUCCUUAAUGACGAGGCUCCUUGUUUGACCAAUUGGGUCGAGGAGAACUUUGAACAUGGAAAGUAUGGCGCUGGUUUCAACAGACAUUUCUAUUCGCUUGUUUUUGAACUGAUUCUCCGUUCUCGUGGUAAUUACAUGUGGCCUACCAUGUGGGGAAGUAUGUUCAAUGUUGAUGAUUAUGAGAAUCAGCCUUUGGCCGAUGCUUUCGGUAUUGUCAUGGGUACCAGUCAUACUGAGCCUCUUCUCCGAGCCAAGGACGAGUGGCCCAGAUUUGGCGAGGGUAUCUGGCAAUGGAAUAUCAAUGAAGAGGGCAUUCGACCCUUCUUCAAGUACGGAGUUGAGCGUGCUAAGCCCUACGAGGGAAUCUAUAAUUUGGGGUAA
Sugiyamaella lignohabitans is the source of this 1080-nucleotide messenger RNA. RefSeq lists its product as uncharacterized. The transcript has a single exon. NCBI's taxonomy places the organism in Eukaryota, Fungi, Ascomycota, Dipodascomycetes, Dipodascales, Trichomonascaceae. The coding region runs from base 1 to 1080 and encodes 359 amino acids. The record is from RefSeq and is a predicted model, not a curated record.